Messenger RNA from Penicillium verhagenii, 1023 nucleotides. Its product is annotated as malate dehydrogenase. Gene Ontology annotation, cellular component: mitochondrion; cytoplasm. The transcript has 4 exons. NCBI's taxonomy places the organism in Eukaryota, Fungi, Ascomycota, Eurotiomycetes, Eurotiales, Aspergillaceae. The record is from RefSeq and is a predicted model, not a curated record. Bases 1 to 1023 code for a protein of 340 amino acids. Gene Ontology annotation, molecular function: L-malate dehydrogenase (NAD+) activity. Gene Ontology annotation, biological process: tricarboxylic acid cycle; malate metabolic process.
AUGUUUGCCGCUCGCUCUACCUUCAACGCCUUCCAGAAGCGCGCCUUCUCCGCUUCGGCCAGCCAGGCCUCCAAGGUCGCCGUUCUCGGUGCCGCCGGUGGUAUUGGCCAGCCUUUGUCCCUGCUGCUCAAGCUCAACCCCCGUGUCUCUGACCUUGCCCUCUACGACAUCCGUGGUGGACCCGGUGUUGCCGCUGAUCUGAGCCACAUCAACACCAACAGCACCGUCACCGGCUACAACCCCGAUGCUGCUGGCCUCAAGGAGUGCCUCACUGGCGCUGAGAUCAUCCUCAUCCCCGCUGGUGUUCCCCGCAAGCCCGGUAUGACCCGUGAUGACCUCUUCAACACCAACGCCUCCAUUGUCCGCGACCUCGCCAAGGCCGCCGCUGAGGCUGCCCCCAACGCCAAGGUCCUGGUCAUUGCCAACCCUGUCAACUCCACCGUCCCCAUCGUCGCUGAGGUUUACAAGAAGGCCGGUGUCUACAACCCCAAGACCCUGUUCGGUGUCACCACCCUGGAUGUUGUCCGUGCCUCGCGCUUCAUCUCCCAGGUCCAGACCACCGACCCCUCCGCUGAGAAGGUCCCCGUCGUUGGUGGCCACUCCGGUGUGACCAUCGUUCCCCUCCUGUCCCAGUCCGGCCACCCCUCCAUUGCCGGUGAGGCCCGUGACGCCCUUGUCAACCGCAUCCAGUUCGGUGGUGACGAGGUUGUCAAGGCCAAGGACGGUGCCGGUUCCGCCACCCUCUCCAUGGCCAUGGCCGGUGCUCGCUUCGCUGAGUCCCUCCUCCGCGCCGCUGACGGCGAGAAGGGUGUCAUUGAGCCUACCUUCGUUGACUCUCCCCUCUACAAGGACCAGGGUAUUGACUUCUUCGCCUCCAAGGUCGAGCUCGGCCCCGAGGGUGUCAAGGAGAUCAACUCCGUUGGCCCCAUCAACGAGUACGAGCAGGGUCUCCUCGAGGCCUGCCUCGCUGACCUGAAGAAGAACAUCCAGAAGGGUGUUGACUUCGUCAAGGCCAACCCGUAA